AUGCCCUCCACGAAGGACUUUUCCCUGGUUUAUGAUGCUCUCAACAGUGCGGGGACCUUCUCAGAAGGGGAUACUCUUACCGGAAAAGUUAUCUUUACCUUAGGAAAAGACACCAAAGUGAAGAAUCUUUUCGUUAAAGUCAAAGGAGACGCAAAUGUACGCUGGACAGAAGGCAGUGGUGAUGACCAAACGACCUACAGCGCACACAGGAGAUACUUCAAAUUAAAACAAUAUUUAAUUCAACAAGACACCACACUACCCAAAGGAGUCCAUCGCUUUAACUUCAGAUUUAAAAUCCCAAUGAGUGACAUGCCAUCAUCCUUCAAGGGGAUUCAUGGCAAGAUUGUCUACAUGCUUGAAGCAAAGCUGUCCAGAAGCUGGCAUAUGGACAAAACAGUACAGACGGAGCUCAAUUUUGUUUCCAGGUCCUAUCCAUCCACUGGUCAGCAAAUGGAGCCCCAGGUUGGCUCAGUGGGAAAAGAGCUGGGGCUCAUCUCCAAAGGGAUGGUCCAGAUGACUGCCACAAUUGACAGAGGGGCUUGUUUUUCAGGUGAAACCGUAACUGUUGUUGUAAAAGUCAACAACUCCUCGUCCAAAAAAGUGACGCCCAAAUUCAUUUUAAACCAGAAAGUGGUGUACUAUGCCAAGGGCUCCACCAACAGCAGCAAGAAAACCGUAUGUGCAAUGAUGGCAGACGCUAUUGCACCAAAGACAGAGAAAACUCUCACCUGUCCUAUGAAAAUUCCUCUUAACCAAGCCCAGACUAUCAAUAAUUGUGACAUCCUUACAGUGAAUUAUUACCUUAAGGUGUAUUUGGACAUCAGUUUUGCUUUCGACCCAGAGGUCAACUUUUUGCUGGUCAUCCUUCCUCCUGGUGCCACUGUUCCCCUGCAGCCAUUUGGAGCUGUGGGUGGAGCUGUGGGUCCCAACCCACCUGGAGCGUUUGGAGGCCCGAGCAACAGCGACUUCCCUCCCCCCUUUGUCCCUGCUGUGCCUUACCCUGUACCCCCAGGUCCAGGCGCUGAUGGAUACCCAGCAGCCCCAGGUCCUGCUCAACCGUCACACAUGAGAGGUGGUUACAGCAAUCAGAUGCCACAGCCAGCCUCUUCAUAUGGUCCUCUAGCUCCAGCUGUCCCAUCACAGUCAGUGCACAACCCAUUCCCUUCUGCUCCACCAGUGUUUCAACAGGGAGAAGCACCUCCAUCAUAUGUGUCAAUUUUCCCCACCUCCAAUGAGCCUCACACACUGUCAAAUACAUAAAAAUAACUAUAUUGCUAAUAUGUGAUUUAUUCACAUGCAUUCGUGUAUUUGUGCUCAGAUGAGAAAUGUUA
Messenger RNA from Myripristis murdjan (pinecone soldierfish), 1331 nucleotides. Its product is annotated as arrestin domain-containing protein 3-like. Gene Ontology annotation, biological process: protein transport. Bases 1 to 1260 code for a protein of 419 amino acids. The record is from RefSeq and is a predicted model, not a curated record. The transcript is spliced from 6 exons. Lineage: Eukaryota; Metazoa; Chordata; Actinopteri; Holocentriformes; Holocentridae. Gene Ontology annotation, cellular component: cytoplasm; plasma membrane.